AUGGCUUUGGUUGCCGGACCAGGGAUCGGGGGAAGUCGCUCUUCUGCCGGCACCUUGCCCGCAGAACUCACCCUGGUCAUCGACAAACAUGUCAAAUAUAUCCAAGGAUUGGAUAGUCGAAAAGAUGAGCUUGACUACUGGUUGACCGAGCACCUGAGACUCAACGGCGUCUAUUGGGGUUUGACAGCUCUUCACCUUCUGGGUCAUCCAGAUGCACUGCCGCGGGACAAAACACUAGAAUUCGUCUUGGCCUGUCAAAACCAAGACGGAGGCUUCGGUGCAGCUCCUGGCCACGACUCUCAUAUGCUCUACACCGGGAGCGCCGUCCAAAUUCUUGCAACAAUUGAUGCAUUAACAGACCUAGAAGUCUCCCAGACAGGAGGGAAGGAGCGGAUAGCGAGAUACAUUGCCGGCCUUCAGGAUCCAACCACUGGCACUUUUGCCGGAGACGAAUGGGGUGAAACCGACACCCGGUUCCUCUAUAUUGCCUUCAAUGCACUAUCCAUCCUCGAUAUGAUGCACCUUGUCAAUGUCGAGAGCGCCGUGUCCUAUAUCCAGGCGUGUGCGAACUUCGACGGCGGCUUCGGAAGAGCCCCCAGCGCGGAAACGCAUGCCGGUCAGAUUUUUACUUGUCUCGGCGCUCUGAGUAUCGUGAGACGGCUUGAUCUGGUGGAUGCUGAGCGGUUGGGUGCUUGGCUGAGCGACAGACAGCUGUCUAAUGGAGGACUCAAUGGCCGACCCGAAAAACUGGUGGACGUGUGCUACAGCUGGUGGGUGCUCAGUAGCCUUGCCAUGCUUGGGAAGUUACAUUGGAUCGAUGCGGCGAAAUUGAUCACAUUCAUUUUGAGCUGUCAGGACUCCGAACACGGGGGCAUUUCAGAUAUGCCGGGAGAUAUGGUCGAUGUCUUUCACACCGUCUUUGGAGUUGCCGGUCUGAGUCUGCUCGGCUAUCCCGGUCUUGUCGAGGUUGACCCUGUCUACUGUAUGCCCAAGAAAAUCACUCAAGCUCUACCGUAUCAUCAAGCGUGA
This is a messenger RNA of Capronia epimyces CBS 606.96, 1029 nucleotides long. RefSeq names its product geranylgeranyl transferase type-2 subunit beta. Gene Ontology annotation, biological process: protein geranylgeranylation. Lineage: Eukaryota; Fungi; Ascomycota; Eurotiomycetes; Chaetothyriales; Herpotrichiellaceae. Gene Ontology annotation, molecular function: Rab geranylgeranyltransferase activity. The transcript has 4 exons. Gene Ontology annotation, cellular component: Rab-protein geranylgeranyltransferase complex. The coding region runs from base 1 to 1029 and encodes 342 amino acids. The record is from RefSeq and is a predicted model, not a curated record.